AUCUACCGCGCGCAGUCCAAGGUUCGCGGAGUAGAAGAAUUCCGCGCCACCGUGAAUUGUGUUCGCUAGCUUCUGUGCAGCUAUUCAGCUCUAAGCCGUUAAAGGGCAGCUGUACCGAAACUACAACAAUUUACGUGAUGACCUUGUCGUACACGGAGGCCGUUCCUGGUGUCAAUCUUCAGCUUGAGGAUGAGGACGAGCAAGCUCCGAGAGGUAAUGUGCUCAAACUGUGGGGGAAUCAACAAACGAUGAAUCUUAACACGAUGGUCUACACAAACAUUGUUCAAUCGCCUUAUUUCAAGACUAACCUUAUUGAGCUUAAAACUUACCAUGAAGUGAUUGAUGAAAUAUAUUACAAGGUUGAACAUUUGGAGCCUUGGGAGAGGGGGAGCCGCAAGGUUGGUGGCCAAACCGGCAUGUGUGGCGGGGUAAGAGGUGUCGGAGCUGGUGGGAUCGUUUCUACUGCCUUCUGCUUAUUGUAUAAGUUGUACACUCUAAAACUAACCAGAAAACAACUAAAGGGAUUGCUUGAUCAUCCAGAUUCUCCUUACAUUCGGGCUCUUGGUUUUAUGUACAUAAGAUACUGCAUCCCUCCGGACGACUACUGGCGCUGGUACUCGCAAUACUUAGAUGAUGCUGAGGAAUUGGAUGUCAAAGCGGGUGGGGGUUGUACCAUGACCAUCGGAUCAAUGCUUGAACAUUGGUUGACCAAGCUAGAUUGGUUUGGGACUUUGUUUCCUCGCAUUCCUGUGCCUGUGCAAAAGAAAAUCGACGAGAAACUCCGCUUCAGACGGUGUCAGAAACUGUUGCAGGAUUCUUCCCAUACACCUAUCAGUGAUGAUCGCAAAGUCCUUCCUCAAACCCUGCGGGAUGUUGAAGAUGGCAACGAUAGAAGACACGGACAUAAGAGUAGACACGGCGAUCAUAGCCAUCACCGGCACCGCAUUCAUCGUUCACGAUCUCGGUCCCACGAGAGACGACGUUCCCGAUCUCCUAAAACACGCGAAACUUCUUUUGAACGUGAUUUGAAGCGAGUACGCGAGCGGCAAGAGAGGGAUAGGCGAAGGAGCCGGAGCUGAUCAUUGAAUUUUCAAAAUCAUUGUAUUUAAAUACUCAUUACUUCCCUAUUGUCUGUUCAUCUGUGUGUAUCGAUCUUUGAUUGUACACAACCACCGUAAUCUUAUUCCAAGCCAACUACUGGGCUAUUGUUUCGAAUUUUCAUCCAAAUAAUUCAUCAUCUCCGUUUUCUUUCUGCUCGCUUUCCAUCCUCACCCAUAGCUAUGGGCUACCGACGAGUUUUGUGAAUUCUCUCGAGCCUUCUCCCCUUAACGCGAGAAUCCAUUUCGUGCAUUUUCCUUCUGUUUUCAAUCCCGUUUGAGCUUAGUUUGGUGCAGUCCUCGAUUUGAUAAAAAGCGGAGGUAGCUUGGUAUCACUCGGCUUCACUCCUCAACCCUAUGGUAAAUCCAGUGAUCCAUUGCGGUUCUGGAUUAUCUAACCACGAUCACAAGAGCGUACUCCUAUUUCUGUGCAUUUGGGAGAUUUCAUCCCAUACGUUAGAGAAACAGGGUUCUUAGACUUUUGUCCUUCAUCAUUGUUCAACUCACAGCCAUCACGAUUAUCUGCGCAUCUGUCUGCGAUGAACUCACUCUUCCGAUUCAGUGUUCC
This is a messenger RNA of Dicrocoelium dendriticum, 1665 nucleotides long. NCBI's taxonomy places the organism in Eukaryota, Metazoa, Platyhelminthes, Trematoda, Plagiorchiida, Dicrocoeliidae. The record is from the annotation of a GenBank genome assembly.